AUGGGUGACUGCUGUAUUAUAGCCAUAAAGAUUGGCCCAACACACACUGAAUACGUCUACAAUAUAACUAGUAGUGAAGAGGAAAUUGACCCAUGUUUAAGGUGGUGGGGUAAAGAAGUUGGACUGGAUUCUCCAACAACUCCUACCUGCAUCCUGUUUGAUGAACAUGAACAAUUUAUCAGCUUUGGUUAUGAAGCUAAACAAAGUCAUUUGUCAAUAAGCGGUCAAGAAGCAAGAAACAUGUUCUUUUUUGACUGCUUCAAGUUCCUCUAUAGAAACAAUUUAACCAAGAAUCUGAUUAUUAAAUCAGUCAAUGGAAAGGAAAUGAAAGCUCUGAAGGUUUUUACAGAAGCUUUAAGAUUCUUGAAAGAUGAUGUUCUGAAAACCAUCAAUAAAAACACUGAAGGAAUGAAGUUCACAGCCUCUGACUUCACCUGGGUUCUGACUGUUCCUGACUCCUGUGAUCCUUCAGCUAAACCCUUUAUGAGAAAAGCUGCGACUCAGGCAGGUAUUGGAACAGAUGGAAAUGAAUAUAAUCUGGUCAUCGCUCAGGAAUCAGAAGCAGCUUUAGCCUGGUGUAUGAAGCUUCCAGCUGAGGGUUUCAUCACAGAAACCAGAAUAAGUCUGCAUGAUCUCCGCUCUCCAGAAGACCAACACAUUGUUAUUAUUGCUGAAGGUAAUGAAAAUAUUGACAUUGCUGUUUAUGAAGUCCUGAAAGGAAAAAUGUUGAAGGAGCUCCAUAGAUCCUCUGUGAAUGAUCUGGGAGAAAAAAGUGUGGACAGAAAAUAUAAAGAAUUCCUCAGGGAAAUUUUCACCGAGGGAGUCUGGGAUGAAUAUGAAAUGAACUAUCCCAGUGAGGUUCAGAAGAUGAUGUAUGAAUUUUCCCGUUCCAAAGAAGUGGAUGAAAAUAUUCAGUUCUGCUGUCCAUUUAAUCUGUCAUCACUAGCUUGUAAACACCAAGACAUAGAAAAUUUCUUUGAAGGAGUAGAAGGAGCAUCCUGGGAUGUUGGAUCAAUCAAAAUAUCUAGAAAUAAACUGAGGUCUUUUUUUGCUCAAAGCCUGCAGGGAAUCACUCAUAAUGUCAGAGAAAUAUUCAACAAAGGUUUCAACAUUGGCUGCAUUUUGUUAGUAGGAGAAUACGCUGCGUGUCAAGUUUUAAGGAGACACAUUACUGAUGAGUUUAUAGAUUAUUGUAAAGUUUUGUGUCCAUUUAGACCUAGAGACUCAGUACUGAAGGGAGCUGUAGAACUAGGAAAACACCAGACAUUGUUACAGUUUCAGAAAAGUGCUUUCACUUAUGGAAUCGGUGUCUCUGACAGGUUUGAUGAAUUAAAGCACAUCAAAGAAAGGAAAUUCACCAACAAAGAUGGUGAAUGGUGUGGAGGACUUUUUAUAAAACUAAUUGAAGUUGACAAAUCCUUCCCCAUAUGGGUGAAUCUGUCAACAGGAAGCUGGACGCUCAUUAACAAGGCCUCCAGUGGUCAUCAGGGACUUACCUCCAAUAUCAGAGGGUCGGGGCCCACCGCCCUCCUCAACGCUCCAUCUGCUCCCUGCUGGCGUUUGGCAGUCRGUUGGAUCAUGUGGUACCUGCAGCGCCUGCAGCUCGCCAUGCACGAUGAUCUGCUCGUGUCAGAGGAAAAGUGUUUGAACAAAUAA
This is a messenger RNA of Poecilia reticulata (guppy), 1656 nucleotides long. NCBI's taxonomy places the organism in Eukaryota, Metazoa, Chordata, Actinopteri, Cyprinodontiformes, Poeciliidae. The record is from RefSeq and is a predicted model, not a curated record.